Molecule: messenger RNA, 2573 nt
Organism: Cuscuta europaea
Lineage: Eukaryota; Viridiplantae; Streptophyta; Magnoliopsida; Solanales; Convolvulaceae
Source: the annotation of a GenBank genome assembly
CGACAACCGAUAGCUUAGCUUAUCUUUCCAGUAAAAGAAAUUAAUCUUACCACGCAGCCUAGACAGUGGGAUUUCCAUUAAAAAAAAAUGGAAUUCUAUAGUUGACACUUCUGAUGCUUCUGAUAUCUUACCACGCUGACACUUCUGAUAAACAAAAUUGUCCUCCGUAAUAUAAUACGGAGUAUUCUUCAAUUCAGAUAUUCUCGCCACUAAUCCUUCAUUCUACUAAGUGUCCAUGCAAGAUCUCGUUUUGAUUUCCCUCGGUUUCUUCUUCUUCCUCUUUAGUCUUUCUCAGCUUGAUGGGGCAAAUUCAGAAGUUAGGCUCCAUGAUGAAACUGAACUUGCUAAAUUACCCCCAAGAGGUUGGAAUUCCUAUGACUCAUUUUCUUGGGUCAUCACCGAGAAGCAAUUCCUUCAGAAUGCAGAACUUGUCGCUCAGCGGUUAAAGCCCAAUGGCUAUGAGUAUGUUGUGGUGGACUAUCUGUGGUAUAGAAAGAAAGUGGACGGUGCGUACACUAAUUCUCUUGGAUUUGAUGUAAUUGAUGAGUGGGGAAGGAUGCAACCAGACCCAAGUAGAUGGCCUUCAUCCGCUGGUGGUAGAGGAUUUACGGAAGUUGCUGCUAAGGUUCAUAGCUUGGGUUUGAAAUUCGGGAUCCAUGUCAUGAGAGGUGUUAGUACCCAAGCAGUCAACAGUAGUACCCCAAUCUUGGAUAUCCAGAUGGGGAAAACAUAUGAAGAAGGUGGAAGGGAGUGGAAAGCAAGUGAUAUAGGAAUAAAGGAGAGGGCAUGUGCGUGGAUGAAUAAUGGCUUCAUGAGUGUGAAUACUAAAUCUGGAGCUGGAAGAGCUUUUCUCAGGUCACUCUAUCAACAGUAUGCUGAUUGGGGUGUUGAUUUUGUGAAACAUGACUGUGUUUUUGGCACUGAUUUGGACUUGGAUGAGAUAACCGUUGUUUCAGAGGUAUUGAAGGAUCUUAAUCGUUCCAUAACAUACUCUCUGUCUCCCGGAGUUGACGUGACACCGGAAAUGGCAAAGGAGGUUAGUAGUCUUGUCAACAUGUAUAGGGUUACCGGUGAUGACUGGGAUACAUGGCCAGAUGUUGCUUCACACUUUGAUGUUGCAAGGGACUUGGCAGCAACUAAUUUGAUAGGAACUAAGGGCCUGCAAGGGAAGUCAUGGCCUGACUUAGAUAUGUUACCUUUUGGUUGGCUCACAUAUCCGGGAUCAAAUGAAGGUCCAUACCGGCACAGCAAUCUAACUCAGACUGAACAAAAGACACAGAUUACAUUGUGGUCCAUGGCUAAGUCUCCUAUCAUGUACGGAGGCGACAUGAGAAGGAUUAGCACCCAGACAUUUGCUCUCAUUACUAAUCCUACUUUACUGGAAAUAAACUGGUUUAGCUCAAACAAUAAAGAGUUUCCAUACAUAUCUGGCUCACACUAUAUGGAUAACUCUGAGGCCCAAGUUUUGGCACUGAAAAGCUGCAAAGAUGGAAGGUCAAAAGGUUGGUCUAAAAAACACCUUGAUGAUCAAAUUUGUUGGAAAGGAAACACAUCCGAACAGCAGAAAGAAUCAUUUUGUCUCUACAAAAAAAUGCCAUUAUUUGAACAACAUCAGGAAAUGAGAAACGAGGAACAGAUUCAUGAAAAACCGCAUUUGCUGGAAAGAGAGACUACGGAGUCUUGCCUCACCGCAGCUCAUAAUCGGAAGCUUAGUUCAGGAGAGGUUAGCAGAGGUUCAUUCUCAGACUGUAGGUGGGAAGCCAGCCAGAUGUGGGAAUUGAAACACAACGGGACCCUUGUAAGCGAAUAUUCUGGUCUAUGUGCUUCAUUUGUUUCUGUCAAAGCUAUACCCGUAGGAAGUCGUUCUUGGAUUGCUAGUGGAAGGCAAGGAGAAAUCUACCUAGCUUUCUUCAAUCUGAAUAAUGUAACAUCAGUAAUUUCAACAAAAUCAAGAGAUAUAGCAAAAGCACUUCCAGGAAGAAGUGAAAGCAACCAAACAUGUUCGGGAAGAGAAUUAUGGUCUGGAAAAAGCUUUGGAUCUAGAGCAGCAUUAUCCAUAAGCAUAGAGGCACACGGGUCUGCUUUAUUCAUACUCAACUGCAAAUGAUGCUGAACAAGAAUGACCAUUCCUGCACUGCAUGUUUCUGCCUAAAAGUUUAUUGAAGAGAGAGGAACUUGUGAAUGGAAGAAAGAAAAUCGUCAGGCAUUGGAAAAAGAACAAAGGCGCUUGAGUUGAUGGAGGCGAGAACGGAGGAAGCCGUCACAAUUGUUGUCGUCUGCUUUUUUACCUUGUACAUCCUUUUUGCUUUUAAGUCUGCAUUGAAGAUUGCAGCGCCUUUGACUAUGAAUCUACUGAAGAUCCAGGAAAAAUGCUACUCCUUAUUUGUAAACUUUUUUUGACAGAAUGUUUUUUCUUUUUAAGAACAUAGUUGUUUUUUAUAGCGACAAAUUUUUCUGUUUGUGAAAAAAAUGUCAUAUGGAAAAUAAUUUUCUUCACAAAUGAAAAAUUGUUUGUACACAAAUAACCUGAAAGACAUGUUAGACAUGUGUUCAUUAUAUUGGUUACAACUCCG